This is a messenger RNA of Rotaria sp. Silwood2, 675 nucleotides long. The record is from the annotation of a GenBank genome assembly. Lineage: Eukaryota; Metazoa; Rotifera; Eurotatoria; Philodinida; Philodinidae.
GGCUUGGGCAUCGAUUGAGAGACACAUUCUCAUUUUUCAUCAAAAUUGGAUGGGGUCACGAAGAAAACGCAUUCUCUUUCAUUACUUUCCUUUGGCUAUAUGUUCUGCUUAUCCUUUUAUCUAUUAUAUUAUUAUAUAUUUUGUUCUACCUUGUGGAAGUUCACUCAACUAUAAAAAAGCAUAUUGUAGUCUUCAUAGUUGUGCAUUUAAGAUUGCAUCAAUUGGGAUAUGGGAUGCUAUAGGAAACAAUAUUGCCCCCACAUUUAUUAUUGCAAUCUUUAGCAUAGCUCUUCUUGUACGUGUAAUAUAUAUAAAUAUCAAAUUCGUCAACCAGUUCAAUGGAGAAAUUAUAGAAAAAUGGCAGUUCAGUUAUUAUCAAUAUCUGCUGUCUUUAUUUUUUUAAAUGUUCCACCAAUGAUCUUGAAAACCGCUCGUACAGCUGGUCUACCAGCAAAUAUUGUUGCUGAUUAUGAAACUGAUAGUUUCUAUUUUACUUACUUUAUUAUAUUUCUCACUCCUGUUGUCAGUAUUUUCUCAUUGCCUGAACUUCGAACAAAAUUUGAAAAAAUCACUGCAGUUGGCCAUCAAAUAAGGCGUGCUGUUGUCACAGAAACGCUAAUGAUGGGUUUCCUGACAGGUGGUCGAACACGGAAAGUAGCACCAGUAAUUCAAUAA